Molecule: messenger RNA, 492 nt
Organism: Drepanopeziza brunnea f. sp. 'multigermtubi' MB_m1
Lineage: Eukaryota; Fungi; Ascomycota; Leotiomycetes; Helotiales; Drepanopezizaceae
Biological process (GO): RNA processing
Molecular function (GO): ribonuclease III activity
Source: RefSeq, a predicted model, not a curated record
AUGCCUUCUCGGAAGACCAAAAAGUCUCGUUCUCCCGCCGCACGCCUAGAAUCUCAGCAAGAACUCGAGAGUUUGCUUGGCUAUGCCUUCAAAGACCCUAGGCUACUCCAAGAGGCGCUUCAGUCGGCCGGGAAUGGUGUUACCAAGAUCGGGGACCACGGAAUCCUGGAUGGGAACAAGAGACUCGCAAUGUUGGGAGACGGAAUUUUGAGCACCGUCAUUCUUUGCAACUGGUACCACAAGAGACACGAGACUCGCUGUACCGGUAGUCGAGACAUGGCCCAGCUCGCAUGCAACCGUCACCUGGUUCAAUGCGGUCGGAACUGUGGCCUCGAGAAAUACAUCAACAAGCAUCGCGCCUUCGUUAAUGGAGAGGUUCCGCCUGUCACCAUGAGUGCCACCGUUGAGGCCUUAAUCGGCGCUGUCUUUCUUGACUCGGGAAAAAGGCACGACGCCGCUGAGCUUGCGAUGAAGGGCCUGGGUGUGAUCUGA